This is a messenger RNA of Pistacia vera, 978 nucleotides long. RefSeq names its product ankyrin repeat-containing protein At5g02620-like. The transcript has 4 exons. Bases 1 to 978 code for a protein of 325 amino acids. Lineage: Eukaryota; Viridiplantae; Streptophyta; Magnoliopsida; Sapindales; Anacardiaceae. Gene Ontology annotation, molecular function: protein phosphatase regulator activity; protein phosphatase 1 binding. Gene Ontology annotation, cellular component: plasma membrane. The record is from RefSeq and is a predicted model, not a curated record.
AUGUCAGGGACAACGAGAAAAAUACUUGAGAAAAAGAAUAGUUUAACAAAAGAAAAAGACCAAAAUGGGUGGACUCCACUUCAUUACGCUGCAUAUUAUGGUUGUUUUCAUGCUGCGGAAUGGCUUUUGAAAUCCGAUGAAUCUGCAGCAUACAUUGUUGAUAAAGAUAGAAAGAUGACAGCUCUUCAUCUAGCAGCCGGCCAAGGGCAUGCAAACAUAAUGGAAGCAAUUAUUUUCCAAUGUCCUGAUUGCUGUGAAUUGGAGACAAAUGGCAAAGGAAACCCUCCUCUCCAUGUGCUAGCUGCCCGACGUCCUGACUCGUUCUUUCAAGUCAUAGAAGAAGUUGGAGGGUUCCGUUCUGCCUAUAACAAGCAUAUUAAUAAUGUCGAAGAUGUAUUAUUUUAUGGUUCUCCCCAGCUGAAGGAAGAAAUCCGACAAUUAUGUGUUGAAACCGGACCCUAUCGACGAGCUAUUAUUCGUAGAAGAGGAAGACAGCAAAAUGAAAUGCCCAGUGAGGUGGCGAAAGCACAACCGUCUCAAUUAGUAGUAGUCAAACUCAUAGCAACAGUAACCUUCGCAGCAGCUUUCACAAUGCCUGGUAAUUACCAAAGUGAAGAAGGGCAAGGCCAAAACCAAGACCAAGGAACUGCAAUCCUAGCGAAAAAUUCUUCUUUUCAAGCAUUUAUUAUAACGGAUGCAAUAGCCAUGGUGCUCAGUUUCGCUGUCCUUGUCCACUUCUUUGUAUCAGUGGACACAUCUAGAUAUUGGCAUUUGAAUAUGUACGCCCAUCGGGCCACUGUGCUCGCCAUGGAAGCAAUGGUGGUUGCUUUUAUUACAGGCACAUAUGUAAUAUUAUCUCCUUCUUUAGGGCUUGCCAUUGUCACUUGUUUAGUUGGAUUGAGCUUCUUUGUAAGCCUAGUGUUUGUCUUGUUGAAGAAGCCGGUGAAGUGGCUGUGGCAGACCGAGUUAGAAGCUUAA